Zingiber officinale is the source of this 1973-nucleotide messenger RNA. RefSeq names its product alpha-1,3-arabinosyltransferase XAT2-like. The record is from RefSeq and is a predicted model, not a curated record. Gene Ontology annotation, molecular function: glycosyltransferase activity. NCBI's taxonomy places the organism in Eukaryota, Viridiplantae, Streptophyta, Magnoliopsida, Zingiberales, Zingiberaceae. The coding region runs from base 238 to 1863 and encodes 541 amino acids. The transcript has 5 exons.
GAUCGGUGGUGAAUAUAAUUAACAGGAAUGAACUGAACUGAACUGCGAUCUUUAGCACUGGCCACAUGCCGUCAGAGUCUUCAAUGCGGUGGCCGCUAGCGGCCAUCGGUCCCCAGAGCCUCCCUGGUGCGGAGAAGGAAAGCUUUUUAGAGCUGCUGGUGCUGGUGCUGUUUGAUCGUCUUCCAAGUGAAGUAAGCCGGCAAAGCUUUUAGCUGCCUUGGAAGAGUGCACGCAGUGAUGGGGGAGAAGAUGAAGGUAGUUUCGAUCUACAGAGGAUUUGAUCAUCUUAGUUUGGGAGUAGGUCUGCUCAUGGGAUGCCUUCUGGUCUCUCUCACCUAUGUCACUGUGUAUAAGUCUGACAUGCUUGCUUUUCCUAUGAUGGCUCUUCCAAUGUCGAAAGAAGAAGCGUAUUCUUUGAUUUCUCAACAAAUAGAUUACCAGAGCGAGCCAAGGUGCAGCCAUGGCAGCGCAUCGUCACAUCUCUGUGAAAAUACUGAAACCAUUGGGACGGCUUGGGUUUCUUCCUCUGCGGGAUCUGAGAUUCCCUCUCAAAGAAAUGAGUUCUCUGCCGGUGAAGUUACAGCCGGUAGCAAAAUCCCCAACUCGUCGAGAAACGUACAGUCAUCAUCUUCUCUUGAAGACCAUGUCGACCGCUUGCAGGUUCCUGUCGUAAACAAUGCCAGGAAAUCAGAUCCGGAGGAAUCAGACUCAAAGCCAAUGUGCGACACUUCGAGCCACCGGUGCGACGUUUGCGACGUCCACGGCGACAUCAGAAUCGUCACCGGCAAAGACUCGCCUUCCAUUCUCCGCGUCACCGCCUCUCCGUUCACCGACCAACAGUCAUGGCAGGUGAAGCCCUACGCCCGGAAGUGGGACCACGGCUUGACAAGAAUCAUCGAGCCGGUCACUGUUCGCUCGACCGCGGACCGCGCCGCCGCGCCCCGCUGCGAUGUCACCCACGGCGUCCCCGCCGUCGUCUUUUCGACGGGCGGCUACGCCGGCAACCACUUCCACGACUUCGCCGACUUGAUCGUCCCGCUAUUCCAGACCGUGCGCCAGUUCGACGGCGAGGUCCAGUUCGUCGUCGCCCACCUCAACCGACGGUGGAUGACCGGCAAGUUCGGCCACUACUUCCGCCGGCUCUCUCGGUACGACGCGAUCGACCUCGACAACGACGCGCGCGUGCAUUGUUUCGGGCGCGCCAUCGUGGGGCUCCGCGCCGACCAGGACCUGAUCAUCGACCCGGCGAAGUCGCCGAUGGGGUACAACACUUCGAACUUCCUCCAGUUCAUGAGGAGCACGUACGGGCUGAGCAGAGACUACGCGCUGAAACUAGCAGAGCAACCGGGGAAGAAGCCGCGGCUGCUGCUGAUCGCGAGAUCCCGGAGCAGAAAGUUCAUGAACGCCGACGACAUCGCCAAGCUGGCCGAGAAACUCGGAUUCGAGGUGCUCGUGUCGGAGGCCGCCAAGGACCUCGCGGAAUUCUCGAAGAUCGUCAAUUCGUGCGACGUGAUGGUGGGCGUGCACGGCGCGGGGUUGACCAACCUGGUGUUCCUGCCGACGAACGCGGUGGUGGUCCAGGUGGUGCCGUUCGGCAGCCAUGAAUGGAUCGCAACAACCUACUUCGGGAAACCAGCCAAGGCGAUGGAGCUCAAGUACCUGGAAUACACCAUUACCGCCAACGAGAGCACGCUGACGGAGCUGUACCCGAGGGACGAUCCCGUGUUCACGGAUCCGCAAUCGAUCCACAAGCUCGGGUGGGAAAAAAUGGGGGAGAUUUACUUGAAGAAGCAGAACAUCAGGUUGGAUUUGGAUAGAUUCCGGCCUGUUCUUGAGAAGGCUCUCGAGCUUCUCAGGGAGUAGAACUACUCUCUGGAAGACGAAGCAGAGCAGGUGCAUAUUUUGUUGGAUAAUUAAUUUCUCGACAGUAAUUAAAAGUUUACAGAUAGAAAUUGAUACAUGUCUUGAUUCAA